CAGAGGAGGGGCCAGAGGGACAGGGAGGGGAUGAGGCGGGAAGCUGAGAGGCCCCAGUAUAGGAAAGACCGUUAAGCUACAGAUGUUUGGCAGCUGCAGGCAAAGGAAGUGUCUGAGAAGGAGGGAGUGAGACUGCUGGGCUACAGAAGGGGUUGGAGGCCUGACUGGUGUUCUCCGUAGACAGUAUGCCUCUUCCGCCACCCCCUUCCUCUCCUCCACCACCUUAUCCACACUCCAGGGAGCCUUUGAGCCUGAACUGGCCCUUCCUGCGAAGCCUGUUGGGAGUUUUGCGCAUAUCGCAGCUGGUGGCCGGUGCUGUUUGCUGGAUUACUUUAGCGGCGCACAAGUAUGAAGGGGCGACCUACUUUGCAGUCUUUUCUGCAGUCCUGGUGUGGUUGCUCACCUUGGCAAUCUUUGGGCUCAGCUUACUGGGCCGCUGGAAUUUGGUGCCAGGGCUGGGGAGCCGCUGGCUCAUCACAAAUAUAGUGCAUGAUCUGCUGUUCGGGGUCGUCCUCUUCUCUGCUGCUGCAGGCAUCAUGGUCCAUAAAGCGCAGGAUGCCAGCUACUGCAACUUGAGUGCCUACCAGUUUCCCUGCAAUUACAGUGCCUACCUGAGUGCUGCCGUCUUUGCAGGCAUCGCUGCCGUCUUUUACCUGCUUUCAGGACUCCACUGCCUGGUACGCCGUUCCCGGGGGCACCAUGACAUCAUCUGAGAGGUGCAAGAAGACAGAUCGAUGAACAUGGAUAGACACACUCUUCUUCAAACAGGUGGACAA
Molecule: messenger RNA, 776 nt
Organism: Euleptes europaea (tarantolino)
Lineage: Eukaryota; Metazoa; Chordata; Lepidosauria; Squamata; Sphaerodactylidae
Gene: MARVELD1
Product: MARVEL domain containing 1
Exons: 1
Coding region: 186-713 (175 amino acids)
Biological process (GO): myelination
Cellular component (GO): membrane
Molecular function (GO): structural constituent of myelin sheath
Source: RefSeq, a predicted model, not a curated record